Molecule: messenger RNA, 1060 nt
Organism: Oryza brachyantha (malo sina)
Lineage: Eukaryota; Viridiplantae; Streptophyta; Magnoliopsida; Poales; Poaceae
Exons: 5
Coding region: 41-703 (220 amino acids)
Source: RefSeq, a predicted model, not a curated record
AUACCGAGCUUGAAUUCCGGAAGUAGACCCAUUUUGGGCCAUGGACCCGGGCUGCUGUGCUGAUUGGGAAAGAAAACUUUCUGUUUUUGGUCCGCCACCUCGCUCCGUCUUCGCCGUCGCCGGCGCAAUGCCCCGCCCGCGCACCAAGAAGGGGGAGCGCCGGAUCGACGCGGCCAUCGACCACUUCAUCCCCAUGGGCUACGCCACCUCCGACAUCCAAACUGUCAUCAAGCAACUCCUCGAGGUGUACGGGAAAGACGGGUGGCGGUUCUUGGAGGAGGACUCGUACCGCGUUGUGCAAGAGGCGCUCUUCGAGAAGCAGGAGUACGAAGAGCGGCGCCAGCUGCAGCUUCUACAACAGCAGCAGCCGGUUGAUGAGCAACAAGAGGAGCCUCAGGAGCAAUUGGAGGAAUCAAUAGAUGAGGUGCAAUACGAGGCACCUGAACCCACAGUUGUGGACUCCAUGCUUGUCGACCUGCCUGCAGAUAAACCUAUACUGCCACUCCCUGAAGCUACAGUAACUUAUAGUACAAGGCGACCCUGCUAUGGAUGGAUUGUUGAGUAUGAGAGUGAAUCUGACGAUGAAGAACAUCCUUCCAAUCAAAAAGACAAGCUUCAUGUUCCGGAUCCACAAAGCGUACUUUGUAAGAGGAAGCGUCCGAGUAGAUGGGAUAUUAAACCACUCAAUUGGGCUGAGAACUAAUCUUUAUUGUCUGAAAGAAAAUGUGUCAAGGGAAUUGUGCUGCAAGGCCGCACAAGUGGUGUGCUCCUCCUUGCUCUUGACUCUUGAGGCAGUCUGAAUGUGCUGACUUUUCCAUAAGGUUUGUACCAAUGGAAGUAUUCGACACUUAUGGCUUAUGCAUAACUAUUUGGAUGAUGGUGUAUGUUGUAUGCAGAAUCUAUUCAAGUGCUAACGUGGAUUCAUAAUCAUAUUAAUAUAUGAUUUGGUUGGUCUGGCUGCAUUUCUUUCGAAAUUUUAAGCAAAAGAUUCAUACUCACCUGUGCUUGGCACAGAGCCAAUUUUCCUUGUUCUUUUUUUUUUUAAUUAAUGUUGCCUCGU